AUGGCGCGAUCAACUCUCGGAAAGAGGAUUAGGAAUACAAAAGAGAUUGAAGUUGUAGAUGUACCUAUAAAACGAACACGACGCCAGACACACACCUCCUCACCCAAUGACGAGAAUGUAGACCCUAAAGAAAUUACUACCGAUGACAACCUCGAUAGCCAAAUUGGUGUCUUAAAGGUCACAGACAAGUCACCUUCCAAACGUAUUCGUAAUGCAGAAGAUAAUGGAGAGGGUGAAUGCGCACCACUUACGCCACGUACACCCAGUACGCCUCGUUUCCGAGAUGCCCUUUCCAAAGUCCCAGUUACCCCCCGUCAUCGGGUUACGCCCACCGGAAGGGUCUCUAAACGCCUUUUCCCACAAACGCCACUUACGCCCGCCGCCCUUCAAACUGUAUACCACCACGCACGCCAACUUUUUUCGCGAAGCGCCGAUCCUGGUCAAUUGAUUGGACGUGAUGACGAGCGUUCACAGCUAAAAGAAUUUCUACAACGAUGCUCGAAGCCCAACCCUAGCGGAUGCAUAUAUGUCAGUGGGCCACCAGGAACAGGGAAAAGCGCUAUGAUAAAUGAAGUCACGCAAGAGCUGGUUGAAGCAAAAACUGUGAAGAAGGCCUACGUCAAUUGCAUGAGCAUAAAAUCAUCCAAGGACCUUUAUGGGACUCUCAUAGACCAAAUUUGCGACGAGACGGACAUUUCCGAAGGCGACGCUGCCACUACGGUUGAGAAGCUCUUCAUACCGCGAAAGAAAACAACCAAUGUCUACUUGGUUGUUUUGGAUGAAAUUGAUCAUAUUCUAACACUGGAUUUGGAAAGUUUGUACCGAGUAUUCGAAUGGUCCAUGCAAAAGUCGUCACGCCUUGUAUUGAUUGGCAUUGCAAACGCGCUGGACCUAACAGACCGAUUUCUUCCACGCUUGAAAUCUCGAAACCUGAAGCCCGAACUCCUCCCAUUUCUACCAUAUUCGGCAGCACAGAUCAAAUCCAUUAUUACUACCCGUCUCAAGAGCCUUGUACCUGAGGGUAGCCCGCUACCAUUCAUUCACCCGGCCGCCAUUGAACUCUGCUCCCGCAAAGUGUCAAGUCAGACAGGCGACUUGCGAAAAGCCUUCGAAAUCUGUCGAAGAGCUCUUGACCUCGUGGAGGCUGAGACAAAGCAGAAACACGAGGCAGAGGUCAAAGAAAAGAUCCUUCUCGCUACACCGUCCAAGAAGCCUCUCGGAGAGAACACGAAUCUCUCUUUGUCGCCUAAACGAUCGUCGGAGAAAGGUCCAUCGGCAAUGCUAGCAGAGUCAUUGAGAGGCUUGACAGUAGAAACAGCACCUCGCGUAAGCAUAGCACAUCUGAACAAGGUUACGGCGGCCGCGUUCAGCAACGGAACAAACCAGCGAUUGAAGACAUUGAACUUGCAACAGAAGGCAGCAUUGUGCUCACUCAUGGCGCUAGAAAAGCGAAAUAGGGCAUCCCGAACGUCGUCGCUCCCAACUACGCCGUCUAAGUCGCAAAGCAUCGCUCCAAGCAUCAAGCGAUUAUACGAGACAUAUAGUAUACUAUGUACACGAGAAUCUCUGCUGCAUCCGUUGUCUAGUUCAGAAUUUCGAGAAGUCAUCGGCAGUCUCGAGACAUUAUCUCUAGUCUCUGCCGUGGAUGGGAAGACAGGUUCCCUUGCCAUGCUACAUACACCAAGCAAAAGGGGAAAGAAGGGUGGAUUUGGGUCCGGCAUCGGAUUGGCGGACGAAAAGAAGGUUGCAAGCUGUGUUGGGGAGAAAGAAUUGGAACAAGCUGUGGAGGGACUCGGCGUUGAUAUCCUAAGGAGCAUUCUCAGCGGCGAGGCAUUAGAUUAG
Daldinia childiae is the source of this 1842-nucleotide messenger RNA. Its product is annotated as Cell division control protein 18. Gene Ontology annotation, biological process: DNA replication initiation; cell division; mitotic DNA replication checkpoint signaling. The record is from RefSeq and is a predicted model, not a curated record. The transcript has 3 exons. Gene Ontology annotation, molecular function: DNA replication origin binding; ATP hydrolysis activity. Gene Ontology annotation, cellular component: nucleus. NCBI's taxonomy places the organism in Eukaryota, Fungi, Ascomycota, Sordariomycetes, Xylariales, Hypoxylaceae. Bases 1 to 1842 code for a protein of 613 amino acids.